AUGAUGCAGGUGAUUGCUGCGUCUGGAUCAGUAGUUGCUCAGCUUGAUGAGGAGGAACUGCGUCACAUGGUGGAAAGCGGGAAAGUUGUUAGGGACCUCAAGCGACUUCUUUCAGCUCUGCUUGGGUGCUCAAGGUUUCAGCAAAGACUCUUCAGUGACGAAAUUGGUGAGUUGGAGGAUGACUUACCUUUGACACCACUACCAAGUGUGCAACUGGUACUCCUGCCUCUGCGUGUUCCAGAUGAGAACAUGCAGAAAGAACUUCUUCGGAGCUGCCGGGAGAAUCAGGUUGCGCAUCUCGAAAGACUGCUUCACCAGCCACAGGACCCGACCGGAAGAGGUGUGUUUCUUGCGGCUGAGAAUGGCCACCUGGAAGUUGUGCAAUUGUUGCUGGAGGCUGGAGCUGACAAAGAUGCAGCAGACGCAAAUGGGACAACGGCUUUGCACAUGGCAGCUGUGUUUGAACACCUGGAAAUUAUGGAAUUGUUGCUGGAGGCUGGAGCUGACCAGGAUGCAGCAAAUGCAGAUGGGACAACGGCUUUGUACAUUGCAGCCCGGGGGGGGCAUGUGGAAGCUGUGCGCUUGCUGCUCGGGGCUGGAGCCCGCUUAGAUGCGACAGAUGGGGAGACGCCUUUGUACAUCGCAGCCCAGAAAGGCCACUUGGAAGUUGUGCGAUUGCUGCUCGAGGCUGGAGCUGACAAAGAUGCGGCAACAACAAAUGGGGAAACGGCUUUGUACAUUGCAGCGCAAAAUGGUAACUUGAAUGUUGUGCGAUUGUUGCUCGAGGCUGGAGCUGACAAAGACACUGCAACUGAAAUUGGUGCAACGGCUGUGCUUAUUGCUGGGCUGAGGGGUCACUUGGAGGUUCUGCAAUUGUUGCUCGAGGCUGGAGCUCACACAGAUGUAUCAGCGGCAGAUGGUCUCUAA
Messenger RNA from Durusdinium trenchii, 927 nucleotides. The record is from the annotation of a GenBank genome assembly. Lineage: Eukaryota; Dinophyceae; Suessiales; Symbiodiniaceae.